AUGGAGCCCGUGUGCCAUGGGCCUCAGACCAACGUGGUCCGGUCUCCAGAUUGGGCUUUGAUUCACGACAAUGUCGGGGCGAAGCGCCACCGCAAGGUCCUCUGCGACAACAUCCAGGGCUUCACCAAGCUGGCCAUUCGCCGCCCCGCCCGCCGCGGCGGCGUCAAGCGCAUCUCGGGGCUCAUCUACGAGGAGACCCGCGGCAUCCUCAAGAUCUUUCUAGAGAACGUCAUCCGCGACGCCGUCACCUACACCGAGCACGCCCGCCGCAAGACCGUCACGGCCAUGGACGUCGUCUACGCCCUCAAGCGCCAGGGGCGCACCCUCUACGGCUUUGGUGGGUGAACGAGUCGCACCGCCCCUGUCGCUGUUGCCGCCGCUGCCCGUGAUGCCUGGCGAGCUCGAUCGGGGUAGCGUUUUCCUUUUGGUUACUGGCCAUCGGAGAUAAAAAAAGGUGUCAUCUUAUUUUGGAUUCACGAAAUGGAAAUCUUGGAAGCUGUAGUCGAACGCUCGCGAUUUAUUUCCUCCUCCAUUCUUCAUGAAACCCUCCGUCUAUAAUUAUAGCUGAUGUUGUGAACAGCAAUCAAUGAGCAACAUGUCUUCUUCUGCUGCUA
Molecule: messenger RNA, 614 nt
Organism: Musa acuminata AAA Group (dessert banana)
Lineage: Eukaryota; Viridiplantae; Streptophyta; Magnoliopsida; Zingiberales; Musaceae
Product: histone H4-like
Exons: 2
Coding region: 1-345 (114 amino acids)
Biological process (GO): nucleosome assembly
Molecular function (GO): protein heterodimerization activity; structural constituent of chromatin; DNA binding
Source: RefSeq, a predicted model, not a curated record